This is a messenger RNA of Ceraceosorus guamensis, 1695 nucleotides long. RefSeq lists its product as hypothetical. Lineage: Eukaryota; Fungi; Basidiomycota; Exobasidiomycetes; Ceraceosorales; Ceraceosoraceae. The coding region runs from base 50 to 1360 and encodes 436 amino acids. The transcript has a single exon. The record is from RefSeq and is a predicted model, not a curated record.
CGAUCGCACCAUCACACCUCCCACCUCGACUCGCCUCGUUUUCCUCAACAUGAAGCUCACUGCUACUUCCGCCCUCCUAGCCGCGCUGUUCGCGGUGAUGGCCGUUCCAUCCUUGGCCCUUCCCAUACCUGCGGCACCUUCGUUUGAAUCACAACUGGAGGGCUUUGGCCGCCCAGGGUGCGACAAUAUACUCUGCGACGAUUGGGCUAGACGGCCAAAACACUCGCGUGCAGAUCGCCCGAUGGUACCCGCCGCUGUGAAGGCCAGGGAAAUGCGCCCAGAAAACUUCGCUCCACCCCCCGAUUAUGCCCUCACGAGUCACUACAGAGUGCAAGUGUCAGGACCGGGACAGGGAGACCGAGACCGGGAAACUACCGAAUCUGGGGCGACUCACGUCCAAGUGACCAAGGAGGAGGCGGAGCGGCGCCAGCGAGAAGGAGCGAAAAGCGCGACGGCACCUGCCCCGCACGCUCGCUCGGGCGAUUGGGAACAUGGUAAAGGUAAAAGGCCCGGAAAAGGGAGUGCCGAGGAAUUGGCGGCCCAUUAUGUUGGAGGCCCUUCGCAGAUGUUCAACCGCGUCGACGUGAUGAGGGCCAGGGCGGACCUGCUAGGUAAAGAUGCACCUCCAAAAAAGACUUAUGAGGACGUGAUGAGAGAAGGUCCGACAAAGCCUCCAUCAUCAAAGGACACAACGACACCUCAGUGGGAGCUACCAUUGCCUGGCGCAUACCGCCAUGACUACGGUUUCCCCUCUUUAGACCGUCCUAAGCCGGUCGAAUUCACACAAAAUCGUAGAGGCUCUCUGCCUGUACCGGAACACGUCUACUGGCAGGCUCGGGCGGACCUGCUUGCCCUAGACGCCGAGUCAAGAAAGGCCAUCGAGGGCGCCGAGGAGAGAGUAGCGAAACGCUCAAAGUCGGAAAAGCCCACAGCCAGCCCCGCAGACGACCCCUACUUUCUUAUACCUCAGCUGCAUCGGCCUAAGCCUGGCGCAUACCACCUGGACCAGCUCAAUCCCUCUCCAAACCGUCCUAAGCCGUUCGAAAUCAGACAAAAUCGUAGAGGCUCUCUGCCUGUACCGAAAGACGUCUACUGGCAGGCUCGGGCGGACCUGCUAGGUAGAGAUGCACCUCCAAAAAAAACUUAUGAGGACUGGUUGAAAGAGAAUGCGACAAAGCCUCUAUCACCAAAGCCAACGACACUGUCCACGAAGGUUCCGAAGUUAUCUGAACAGUACGGACCGUCCUGGCAGAAGAAUCUCCCCGCAGGACCUCGGGUCCGGGACAUGGCAGGCCUGAAAGAGCAAAUCGAGCGCGCGAAGGGUAUUGCCCGACUCGAGUCCGGCCCCGAAAGCGGGUAAUUCGUCCCACCUGGCCCACCUAGAAUGAAUCGUAGAGACUCUCUGUCUGUACCGAAAGACGUCUACUGGCAGGCUCGGGCAGACCUGCCUGCCCUAGACGCCGAGUCAGGAAUGGGCCUCUAGCGCCCAAAGGAAGAAGAAGCCAAACGGCUCAUUUUGGAAUCGGUCUUCCACCAAUUCGGCGGCGAUGAUAGAAAACGACGUGACACAUACAACUAUCCACCCUCCCGACAAGGCGCGAUUUGAUGUCUUGUAGUCGAGCGAGCAGCAACGAAAUUUGAUGAGCGCUUUCGGUUCAACAUACUGCUGCUGUUUGUUUGUAGCGAACAUAGACC